Molecule: messenger RNA, 396 nt
Organism: Psylliodes chrysocephalus
Lineage: Eukaryota; Metazoa; Arthropoda; Insecta; Coleoptera; Chrysomelidae
Source: the annotation of a GenBank genome assembly
AUGGAGAAACUAUUCACUGAAGCUAAAGAAGAAAUUUUUAAAAUGACCGAAGAAAAUAUUAGCAAUAUAUCUCCUUUUGAUUUAAAUAAGUCAACUUAUUCGCAAGUAGCUCAAGCGACAUGUCAAUUGGUUGUAGAUGGCCGAAUACUUGUUGAGUGUAGUAAGAAAGAGGACGCAUCUAAAUUUAAUGAUGCAGCUAACGCAAAAUUAUCAGAUGCUUACGAAGUUAAAGAAAUUAAAAGUAGAAAUAGGAAAAUUAGAAUAGUUGAUAUGAUUGAGAAGCAUGAACCUGACGAACUUAUUUCGUUACAUAAGUACCAAAAUGAUGUCAUCCAAUCGUCCAGAGUUUGCAGCGUUGUGAAAAUUUGGGCUACUAAGAAAAAUGAUAAGAUGUAG